CCGGCAGACGUGCGGCCAGGUGUUCGGCGAGCUGUACGCGCGCCUGCGCGGCCACCCGCUCGCCGGCAUCUUCCUGCUGUGGCAGCCCGCGCUGCUGGUGCGCGACCCCGCCAUCGCGGGCCGCGUGCUCGUCACAGACUUCGAGUGCUUCCGCGACCGCGGCCACCGCGCCUCCGAGCCCAUGCUGCAGGACCUCUUCUUCCUCAGGGGCGACCGCCGCUGGAGAACCCUCAGGGACAGCCUCGAGCCGGGGUUCGGACCGAAAGGCGCCAGGCACAUGUUCUUCCUGCUGGACGAGAUGGCACAACGUCUUUUGAAGGUGCUGGAGGCUCCAGCAGAGCGGCUCCUGGAGCUGGACGUCUACGACCAGAUGCACCGUUUCGUCAUCGACACGGUGGGGACGUGCGCUUUCGGCGUGGAGUUCGAAUCCAUGCUGAACUACGACUGCUUCGUCGUGAGGAAGACGAGGCGCAUGGCUAGCGGCUCGCUCCUCAGAAGGAUCAGAAAGACGCUGGUGCUGGCGGUGCCCGACGCGGCCAGGGCGAUGGGCGUCCGCUUCCUGCGCUCCGGCGACGCCGACGUCUUCCGCUGGCUGACGGCAGAGAUCGUGGCACACCGCCGCCGCCACAACGUGCGGCGCAACGACCUCAUGCAGCUGCUGAUGGCGCUCGCCGCCAAGGACGCUGGGGACUGCCCGCAGUCUGACUUCGGCGGCGACAUGCUGGCGUCGCAGGUGAUGAUGCUGCUGAUGCUGGGCCGCCACAAGGUGGCCACCACGCUCGCCUUCUGCCUGCACCAGCUGGCCGUCCACCACGAGGUGCAGACGCGGGCUCGGCUCCAGGUGGACACCGCGCUGCGCAAGCACGGCAAGGAGCUCAGUCUGGAGGCGCUCGCAGACAUGCCCUACCUCGACAUGGUGCUCUCAGAGACGCUGCGGCUGCACCCGCCCAUGUCCAACCUGUCGCGCAGCUGCACGGCGGCCUACACCUUCCCCGGCACGACGCGGCUGGGGGACGGCGCGCUGCACCUGCGGCCGGGGGAGGCGCCGCUGCACAUCCCCAUCUGCGCCCUCCACCGCGACCCCGGCUACUUCCCGCAGCCCGAGCGCUUCGACCCCGAGCGCUUCGGCCCGGACCAGCUGGCGCGCCACACGCCCUUCUCCUACCUGCCGUUCGGCGCGGGGCAGCGCUCGUGUCUCGGAGAGCGGCUAGCCCUCCUGCUGAUGAAGACGACCCUGGCGAGGCUGCUGUCCCGCUACGAGCUGUUCCAAAGCCCGAGAACCGAGUACCCCGCGCCCAUAGACCCGCGUCUGCUGUUGCUGCAUCCCAAAGGUGGACUCUGGGUCAGGAUCUCCAACAGGCACUGGCUACCAUGCGACUAA
Schistocerca cancellata (South American locust) is the source of this 1381-nucleotide messenger RNA. Its product is annotated as probable cytochrome P450 6a13. Bases 182 to 1381 code for a protein of 399 amino acids. Gene Ontology annotation, molecular function: oxidoreductase activity, acting on paired donors, with incorporation or reduction of molecular oxygen; monooxygenase activity; iron ion binding. NCBI's taxonomy places the organism in Eukaryota, Metazoa, Arthropoda, Insecta, Orthoptera, Acrididae. The transcript has 6 exons. The record is from RefSeq and is a predicted model, not a curated record.